Molecule: messenger RNA, 3123 nt
Organism: Acanthopagrus latus (yellowfin seabream)
Lineage: Eukaryota; Metazoa; Chordata; Actinopteri; Spariformes; Sparidae
Exons: 2
Coding region: 38-2464 (808 amino acids)
Source: RefSeq, a predicted model, not a curated record
CUCAGGUACUUCUUCACUGAGAGACACACACAGAGACAUGAUGAGCCAAAGUACCACCCGAGCUGGUUCCUGCCAAAGCAAACACAGCUGGGAGGACGACCUCUCACAGCAAGGAAGCUCAGCACUGAGCAUGGAUUUAGAAUGGAAGGAAUCAUUGAAAUUAAUGAGAAAAUCGCUUAAAAAGGAUUUCGAAGCGAUAAUGGAAUCCUUUGACAGUCCGAGAGGACUAAACUUCACAGAAAGUGAGUCCUGGGAAGACCUCCGGGAAAACAACCAGGUGCCCUGCCAACCUAGCACCAGCCGGGGCCAAACCUGCCUGGAGGAGACCCUCUCACUACAAUAUAGUGACUCAGACCAAGAAAGUGAUACACAGAGCCUAAGUUCAGAAAUCAAGGAGUUACUGAACUCAAGGCAAAUGUCACUUACAGAGAAGCUCCAUUUACUAAUGGGACCCUUGAAAGGCAUAGAGGCGCUUGAGGAGGUACAAAGUGAGUCCUGGGACGACCUCCAGGAAAACAACCAGCUGCCCUGCCAACCUAGCACCAGCCGGGGUCAAACCUGCCAGGAGGAGACCCUCUCACAGCACUAUAGUGACUCAGACCAAGAAAGUGAUACACAGAGCCUGAGUUCAGAAAUCAUGGAGUUACUUAACUCAAGGCCAAUGUCACUUACAGAGAAGCUCCAUUUGCUAAUGGGACCGUUGAAAGGCAUAGAGGCGCUUGAGGAGGUACAAAGUGAGUCCUGGGAAGACCUCCGGGAAAACAACCAGCUGCCCUGCCAAGCUAGCACCAGCCGGGGCCAAACCUGCCUGGAGGAGACCCUCUCACUACAAUAUAGUGAAUUGGACCGAGAAAGUGAUACACAGAGCACAGGUUCAGAAAUCAAGGAGUCACUGACCUCAAGGAGAAUGCCACUGAAAGAGAAGCUAGGAGUGCAAACAAAAUCCUCCUGUGUUCUGGAAAAGCAAGUGGACAGAAAGAGUGAGUCCUGGGACGACCUCCGGGAAAACAACCAGGUGCCCUGCCAACCUAGCACCAGCCGGGGUCAAACCAGCCAGAAGGAGACCCUCUCACAGCACUAUAGUGCCUCAGACCAAGAAAGAGAUACACAGAGACAGGUUUCAGAAAUGAGGGAGUCAUUGAAAUUGAAGAGAAUGUCUUUCAGAAGAGAUUUAGAGGCGGUGAUAGAAUCCUUUGACAAUCAGGAUUGGCUUAAGGACAUAGAAAGUGAGUCCUGGGAAGACCUCCGGGAAAACAACCAGGUGCCCUGCCAAGCUAGCACCAGCCGGGGCCAAACCUGCCUGGAGGAGACCCUCUCACAGCACUAUAGUGACUCGGACCAAGAAAGUGAUACACAGAGCACAGGUUCAGAAAUCAAGGAGUCACUGACCUCAAGGAGAAUGCCACUGAAAGAGAAGCUAGAAGUGCAGACAAAAUCCUCCUGUGUUCCCAAAAAGCAAGUGGACAGAGAGAGUGAGUCCUGGGACGACCUCUGGGAAAACAACCAGGUGCCCUGCCAACCUAGCACCAGCUGGGGCCAAACCUGCCUGGAGGAGACCCUCUCACAGCACUAUAGUGACUCGGACCAAGAAAGUGAUACACAGAGCCUGAGUUCAGAAAUCAAGGAGUCACUGACCUCAAGGAGAAUGCCACUGAAAGAGAAGCUAGAAGUGCAGACAAAAUCCUCCUGUGUUCCCAAAAAGCAAGUGGACAGAGAGAGUGAGUCCUGGGACGACCUCUGGGAAAACAACCAGGUGCCCUGCCAACCUAGCACCAGCCGGGGCCAAACCUGCCUGGAGGAUACCCUCUCGCUACAAUACAGUGACUCGGACCAGUCAUUGAACUUCUCUUUGACAGAGCAAAUAGAAGUGCUGAGACAAUCCUUCAACGAUCUGGAGGCUGAAAAGGACAGAUGUAAGGAGUCCUGGAAAGAAGAUAGAGGGUCCCAUCUCCAACAAAUAACCCUGUUGUCCCAAAAAAGUCACGAGCUUGAACUGGAGCUCAAGAAAAUGAUUGCAUGUGUAACCACGCUGCCAACCACAGUUAGUUGUUUUAGGGAACAACAUCAGAAGGACUUAGUGGAAAUUAAUAACAUGCAAGACAUAUGCCAGGAGCUGAAUACCAUCCUUAGAUCAAACAUCCAGAUCAAGGUGGACAUCGAGAAACAAAUCGGGCACUUGCAGAAGCUUCUGAAUUGUCGCAAUGAAAUCCAGGCUUGGGAGUCAGACAAGGAGAUCAUGCUCAGACAGUUAGAAGAGAAGAAAUCUCUCUCUAAGGUGCUUUCAGGCCUAGAAGAAGAGAAGGCAGUUAAAAUGUCGGAGAUCGAACAAAUAAGGCUUGAAAUUUCCGAAGAGGAAAAAAGGCAUGUUGCAGCAGAGUGUCAACCAAAGCCUCCAGCACCAAGGCUAUCACUGUGGAAAAGAUUCACUCGGUGGUUCAGAAAGAAAAUGAACAUGGACGUCUAAUGCUUUGACGUGCCAGUGGAUCAUUUCUUCUGACUGAGUGGUCUGAGUGGAGUGACCAUGUUCUCCGGGCCACUCCGGCAGUAGGACACUUGGCCGUCCAUGGAGGGAGGUUGUGUCUUUGAACUGACUGACAGUUUUCUCUGGGAUUCUGUAUGGGUUUUCUCCGGGCUGCUCCGGUUCUCCCACAAGUAUUUCACUUGAAAAAAAAAAAAAAAAUGAAUCUGGAGAUUUAAACAGUUGGGCAGUAGGACACCUGGCCGUCUGUGGAGGGGGGAUGUGUCUUUGAACUGACUGACGAUUGUCUUUGGGUUUCUGCACGGGUUUUCUCCGGGCCGCUCCGGUUCUCCCACUAGCAUUCGUCUGCUAGAAAAAAAGUCUGCAGAAUUAAACCCACUUGAUAAUGCAGUCAAGUAAACUGCAGACAGUUGGACAGCCAACUGUCAUAUGUUAAUUUCAAUGAUUCCUCACAGUAGUUAACAAUGAUUUUUGUAUCUUUUUUUUUAGACAGAAAUCAUAUUUUUGUUAUACUUCUGUAACAUUUUUCAGGGAAUAAUUAACUGUAUUCCCUGAAAAAUGUUAUUUAUUAUCUAUUUUAUUUAUUCAUGUUUUUGUACUAUAUUUGAUGUUAUUAAAUGUUACCGUCAUGUUCCACUGUUCCA